AUGGAGGCGUACACGCUGGUGGAGCGGGUUGGCCGCGGUGCAGAGGGCACCGUGUGGCUUGUGAAGCACAGGCAGUUGCCACGUCGCCGGUUUGUGAUGAAGAAGAUCUGGAUCGGCGCGAAGAAGCGAUCGUCAUUGCAAGAAGCAGAGAUCCUGAAGAAGCUCGACCAUCGUCACGUUAUAAAGUAUUAUGACUCCUUCCUCGACAAGGCUGGCGAGCACCUGUGUAUCAUCACUGACUACUGCGCGGGCGGCAAUCUGGACCAAAAGAUCACAAGGACCCGAGAAGCAGGGCAGCAUUUCAGCGAGCCGGAGAUUAUGGAGUGGUUUGGGCAGAUUGUAUUGGCUCUUCGGUACAUCCACUCGAAGCGCAUUCUGCAUCGAGAUCUGAAGACGGCGAACAUUUUCCUGACAGAACACAACCUCAUCAAGGUGGGCGAUUUCGGCAUUGCUGCACAGCUUGAGCACUCGUUUGACGUGAAGCACACGUGCGUGGGCAGCCCGUACUACAUGAGCCCAGAGGUGUGCCAGGACAUCCCCUACAACACCAAAUCUGACAUCUGGGCGCUCGGCUGCGUUCUGUAUGAGAUGUGCGAGCUGACACAGGCCUUUAAAGGCAGCAACCUCCUUGCCCUCGUCACCAAGAUUUGUGACUGCAAAUACGACCCCGUGUCUGAUCGCUACUCCCAGGAACUGCGCGCCCUUGUUGCUUUCAUGCUCAAUCCAAAGCCCGAGGAACGACCGAGCACGAUUGCGCUGAUGGUGCACCCGUAUGUGAAGGAGUGCUUUGCGCUGAUGGUGGCAAAGGACUGGCGUGCAUCGUCGUCUCCACAGGAAUUGCACAACAGCGGCGGCGGCGACACAGCGACGCACACGCACACAAUCGAGGCAGAUAUGAGCAGCGUGCAGGCGGGGGGACUGGAACAUGACGCGGACACAUUUGAUGAGACGCAAACAGCGCUUGCAGCCACACUGCGGGCGGACAGUGACAGUGAUGAUGGCGGUGGCGGCGGUAACAGCCGUACAGUAACGAAGACACAACGGGAGCGCGAUGUGAAUGCCGGUGGCGGUGGUGAUGAUGAUGCUGACGGUAGCAAUGGCGGUGACGUUGGUGAUGCGACCGUGAUUGCACGCCCAGCCCUUCUGUCAGAGCGGAGCGCCGCCCGACAGCGUCGGCUCAUCGUCAUUGGCAGCCGCGCAAAGGGCACUGCGCGUCCGGACCGCGUGUCAUCACCGCGAUUGCGAUCAGCACGUGCACGUAAACCAAUUCUUCCCAGCCGCCACAGCCAACACCCGUCGGUUAUGCCGCCAGCGCCCCAGACACCACCGCGCCAUCAGCGCCAUCACCAGCAACAGCAACAGCAACAGCAACAGCAGCAGAUGCGGCGAUCCAUUUCGCAGCCGGACCAAAUCAUCCUGUCGCCAGCGGGCAGCCCUGCACGCAGCCACCACCACAGCUACAGCCACCACCAACAACAGCAGCAGCCACGCUUUUCGCGGUCGUCGAGCACGCACGGCAGCAACUCACACAUGUCUGCAAGCAUGGGCGCGGCCAAGCUCCCGCCGAUUCGGCACGACAGCGUUUCAAAGUCGACCGACGUCGCAGCUAUCACCCGCACAUCCGCAGAUGGGCGAGGUCGAACGCUGAGCGACGGUGACACGCCGAGCCUUCGCCGCCCGCUCUCCUUUACCCAUCGAUCCCACCAGCACAAUCAGCAGCAGCAGCAGAGCGUUCAACAGGCACAACAGCACCAGUCACAUCACCAUCUGCCACCACAACAGCAGCGCCAGGCAUCGACAGAGCUGCAGCCUUUGGACGAGACUGCACGAGAGCGAUCGUAUUCACUGCCGCGAACGUCGCGCCCGUCAUCACACCACCACACACGCGCGCGGGCGGCCAAGCAAAGCAGCGGUGGCGGUGACGGCGGUGGUGAUGCUGCUGCGGCGACGGAGAGUGCUCAUGUACGUGAUUCUGGGGGUGCUGAUGGUAGCGGUGAACAGCAACAGAUACAGCAGGAACAGCAAAGGCGACAGCAAGGUGGGCAGAAGUCUGAGCGAGAUGACAAGGGUUCAAACCAAGACAAGAAGAAGAAACAGCAGCCGCAGUCCUCGUCGUCCGUACGGGCCAAGGGGAAGAAGACAGCACGCGGCGCAAAGUCGACACGAAAGGGGAAGGGUGCUCACGCAGGGGCAGCGGCACCACGGAAACGGGCGAAAAAGAAAGGAAGAAAUGGAAAGUUAACGGCAGCGUCAAAUUCGCUCGCCACCACCACCACCACCACCACCAGCAGCAAAGGACCCAAGGCAGCAUCAACGCUGGCAGCAACGGAGAAACGGCGGCCCCGUGUGCGUGCGCGCACCGGACCACGGCGCGUGUACAAGCGGUGCACAGCACCAACGCCGCACAGGGCAUCACGCGAUGGCGAGGGGGAGGGCCUGAGGCUUCGGGAAGCAGCCGCGCAGCACACAGCGCUUGCACGUGAUGACGAUGCCAGCGGUGAUGAUGAUGAUGGUGAUGGUGGUGGCAAUAAUGAUGGCUUGGAUGCGACGGUGGGCACGGCGGCUGGAGAGGGAGCAAAGGCGAAGAGGGGCAGUGAGAUUGAUGACGACGAGCGACAGCAGCUGGAAACCAUGUACCUGGAGGAAGGGUUUGAUGUGGCAUCAAGUGACGAUGAUGAUGGUGAUGGUGAUGAUGGUGAUGAUGAUGAUGAGGGUGAUGGCGAUGAUACGGUCGAGGAAGAUGAAGGUGAGGGUGAGAAUGAUGACGAACUGACGUGGAAUGAUGUUGGAGGAGGACAGCAGUCGCCUUUGCCACACGUCAAUGUGCGACGCGACGGCGUAGGUGUUGUGAGUCCACGUGACAGGCAGGACAGCAGCAAAAACACGAGCCAUCUCUCGUCCGAUAUCGAUGCAGAUAGUCUCGAUGGCCGACACGAUGACACUCUCCGAGGCAUCAUGCACUUUGCUGACUGGCACGACGACGACGACGAAGAAGAAGAUGAUGGUGGUGGUGAUGACGACGAUGACGCUUGGGGUGAUGAUGGCCGUUUCCAUGAUGAUCGCGAUGAAGAAGCGCAAAGCCUGGCAUCCACGUUUGCCAAGGAGGAAGACCUGCUGCACUUUGAGGACAGUCGUCACCGUCCACACCACCAUCGCGACGAUGAGGAGGAGGAGGAGGAGGAGGAGUAUGAUCUCAUCGAGGCCAUGUCUCUUGCUCGCAUUGCCCUCGAAUCACGAGGUGAGACACAAACGCAAGAGCGGCCAGAGAAACUGACCGUGCUGCGGUUUUGGCUGGAAGCGUUUGCCGAAGACUAUGAGGAUGAAGAGAUUCUCGAAGACGAACGCAUCGCUGCGCCGUGGAAGAGUGUUCUCAUCAGGGAUUGCACUGCUGUUCUUGGGCAGGAUGUCUUCAACAGUGUUCUCACAUACUAUCAGGAACUGCGGUCCACACAUCCAUGGUGUGUGCUGUUUGAGAGGCCGUCCAGUGCGAGCGAGCUGACGACUGCGCCGGAGUUGGACGAGGAAGGGCGGGCGCUGCUGUUGUCAGCGGAACCUGUUCGGAGUCUCAUUGGUGGCGACGAUGACCCUCACCGCAUUGCUGCGUGUCUGUCCAUCCGAGAGCUGAUUGUGUUUGACUCCUCGCUCGCCACCCCUGCCCAGGGAUCCCGCAUCGCUUCCGCCAUAUCAUAG
Messenger RNA from Salpingoeca rosetta, 3690 nucleotides. RefSeq names its product NEK protein kinase. NCBI's taxonomy places the organism in Eukaryota, Choanoflagellata, Craspedida, Salpingoecidae. Gene Ontology annotation, molecular function: protein kinase activity; ATP binding. Gene Ontology annotation, biological process: protein phosphorylation. The coding region runs from base 1 to 3690 and encodes 1229 amino acids. The record is from RefSeq and is a predicted model, not a curated record. The transcript is spliced from 21 exons.